UUCAAAUGUCAGAAAGAUAUAAUAUUAUUGUAUAAUAUUUAAUAUUUGAAACUCGAGCUUUAUAAGACUUGCAUUUGUCGCAAAUUCAUUUUUCAACAAAACAUGAGCGAAAUAGAAAAUAAAAAUGUUCCAUUAAAAUCUAAAUACAAACGUUCUAAUCAGUCGUAUUCUACGGAUACUUGUAACGAAGAUGAUCACGACUGGUGGGCAAGCGACAGCGGUUCCAGCACAGGAUCGUAUUACUCCGAUACCGACAGUUCUCUGGUCGAAUGGGAAUCGGAGAUUGAACCCAACGGAGAAGUAUUUUACAUAGAAUCCGUGGAAGAGAGUCUGCUCGAUUCCGACCGUCCAACUUCGGAGGAUAAGGACGAUAGUCCGCAGCCUGAACUGACACGUCGUCGUAGCACGAGGGCUGGCAAAUUGUUCCGUCUGAUCAGACGCAAAGAGAGUAAGCGAUGGAGCAUGAGAAAUAAGAGGAUCAACAAUAGCACUGCUGCAAGUAACACAGUUGCACAGGAGAAAGGAGAUGGAAACAAGGAAGUCACGUUUCAAGAUUUCCAGGCAGGAGAAAUUCGUAAAGUUACGUUGUGGAUUGAUCCGGAAAGAAGACAUAAGUUGGGAAGAAGAGCAACCUUGUGCGAAGCAUAUUUUGGCAUCACACCAAAAGCUUUUUCAGAUAAUAUCAAAGUUAUGGUAGCAGGAUUUAUACCUGAUGGUGAAGCUAUGAAGAAUAAAGAUAUCAAAAUUGGAGAUUGGUUACGAAGUGUCAAUUCGAAUAAUGUUACAUUUCAAAAUUUAGAUCAGAUAUUAUCUGAAAUUACCUCGCCAUCAAACGUAAUAUUAGAAUUGCAAACAGUAGCUGGAAUUGAUGUUACCACAAAACUAUCAAGAAUAAAUGAGCCAAAACAAUCAGUAUUAGCCCAAUACUUAGUAAAUAGAGGAAAUAGUAUUUCCUUGAUGGAAUCAUUGUUGGAUUAUCCAUUGGGUGUAAUAUAUUUAAAGACUACAGAUCUUUCGGAAGUAGGACAAGAAUUGCAGGGUGUAUUGUACACAUUUCCGCGAUCCAAAAUUAAAAAUUCUUCCUUAUGUACCGCAAGAGGAGCUUUUAUAACUCUUAAUCAUUUAUUACCCAGUAUAGUGAGCCUACAACCCAUCAGUACCACUAUCACCAUAGAUAAGAAGGAAACACAUGUUGUAUAUACAUCUUGUGAUGAUGAAUUGCUUUUAAUAGCUUUACCUGAUGAAUGCUGUACCUCUCAAGAAGCUAUCAAAAUUACGGAGGACAUUGUCAGAACAUUAGAAUUUACUUAUCAGUCAUUGACAAAGUGUUUUACUUCAAAAAAUCAAUCCUCCUUGGAUCAUUUUUUCACUUUAUUUAUACACAGAUUAAUGAAUAUCAAAGAUACCGAUGCAAGAAAAAAUCUGUCAAAAUCGGAAGAUAGUACAGAAAAUAUAGAAAAUUUUAAAUUCAGAAGCGCUUUCUCUGUUGCAAGUUUUAUACAGCUACCGAGAGACGCGCAGAUUCAAAUAGACGCAGCGUUAAGUGAAAUGGAAGCUAUGGAUUACAGAGACUGGAACGAGGAUCCCAUGGACUGUCAGAGAUUAUAUACUAUAUUAGGGAGUUGCAUUUAUCACAAAUGCCACCUUUUGGGAUCUCAUUUGCCUCACGAAGACUUGAUUGACGUGCAUUCGUUUCUGAGGCACAACGGCCUGUUAAAUCUGAUGAAUCAGGAACAAGUGAAAUGUCUUGUUCUAUGGAAGCAGAUUUAUCCUUCAUCUUGCAAUCGCGGGAACGUUGAAUGUAGCAAUAGCGAUCAAAUUUUAAUACCUAAUGGAAAAUGGUUUUUAUUGGUCGUUGGAUAUGGACACGAUUUAUUAGCGGUGCUGUUGGAAUCCGGAGGAUGUACUGCAAAAUAUAAUGACGCGAUAGGUCCGGAUGUAUUUUACGUAGAAGAAGCUCAAGAGACACUAAAGCACAUACAAAAAAUUGGAGUUACAAUUUUAGCUUCAAAGUGGAUUACAUCUAAUACGAGACCGGAAGUAAUACCGUACGAGGAACAUACAACGACAAAAGCAUCGUCCAGUAUAACGGAGAAUCUCCUUGGUUUGAUAAAGUCGUCCGACGCACAAAUUGCAUCGCCUAAGCAAAAUGUUAAUCCUACUACUAAUAAAAAGUCGCAAGAACUGCCUUCUAUCUUGAAAAAACGUAGUCCUGAAGAAAGUCCUAUGAUCUCAGGUUCCGUGUACUCUUUACACACUUCUGAAGAUUCGCUCAGUCAAGGGACAGGUGGAGUGAGCGAAAUGAGCGACGAGGCAAUGCCUAUACUUGGAAGACGAGCAACUAGAGAGAAGAUCAAUUCGGCAUCGAGGUACUCUGAUGAUAGUGAUUCAGAUAUCGACAUAUACAAGAACGAUAGUCAUGUACUCACAAUGGAUAUAUCCAACAUACGGGAGAAUUUAUUAAAUCAAGCAGAAUACUUGAUACCGAAAAAAUUAACUGCUGGUGAUAAAAAUUAUUUAUAUCACUAUGUUCACUUAGAUACAGUGGAAGGGAUUCUAUUGUCGUCGAUACCAAUUCAAAGUGCAUCAAAGGACAACAGGAUUCUUGUCAAUUUCAACAAAUGUGUACAAGUUAUUCACAGACUGCUACAUAAUACAGUGAGAUUUAAGAAGAUGUUGAGUCAGGAUAUAGAGAAAACCGCCAUCAAUCGAAGUUUAAUCGCUGUUAAAGAACAUGGGGUGUUAUUCGAGUGGGAAAACGUAAUAUUUUGGGUAAUUGGACGCCUCUACAUGAGUCCUCAUCCAAAGGAGUUGUAUGUGUGCCAUCAAGACUCUGCGCCACAAAAUUUAAUCGAAAUAGCCUUCCAGUUACAUUCGUAGUAUUUAUAUUGGAUAUCUAAAUAAAAUACACAUGUCUCUUCGA
Nylanderia fulva is the source of this 2923-nucleotide messenger RNA. It is a transcript of the gene in, whose product is annotated as inturned planar cell polarity protein. Gene Ontology annotation, molecular function: protein binding. Lineage: Eukaryota; Metazoa; Arthropoda; Insecta; Hymenoptera; Formicidae. Gene Ontology annotation, biological process: nervous system development; cilium assembly; vesicle-mediated transport. The record is from RefSeq and is a predicted model, not a curated record. Gene Ontology annotation, cellular component: cytoplasm; cilium.